AUGAAACACACCCGGCCGCUCGACGACCACCCAGAGCUAGUGCUGAUUGAAGCUUCAGCAUGGCGCGAGUAUAGGGUGCACACGAAAGCCAGCCAAAGGUUGAGUGUCGGCCACUUCUGGUUCGAUGGGGUCGUCGGUCUCGCCCUCGCCUACUUUUGGUCUUGGGCCAUUGCUAGCAAGCUCAAAGUCGCCGUGACUACCGCCAGUCUGCUCGCAUACGUUCACUCUCGUCUGACGCAGGUGAUCUGGGAGUCGGUUGUGAUUUUUCCGUCUCUCGGUAUACAACUCGAGACACACCGGGGGCUUGGGGGCUUCUCCCUAACAGCCUCGCGUACCUUCAUCCCCUGGUCCGCUUUGGAGGACUUCCUCAUCAACGAAGGUAUCCGCGGCUGGGACAUACGUUACUACCUCGUCGCCAUCACCCGCACCUCGCAGGGACCUGUCAGGCUCGAGGUGGCUUUCGAGAACAUCCUCCCUCGCUUCCGCAUCCUCCACGAGAUAUACCAUGGCGUACAGGACGCCCUGCGCACAGAAAGUGAACGAGCAUCAGAUACAGAAAAUUAG
Molecule: messenger RNA, 564 nt
Organism: Epithele typhae
Lineage: Eukaryota; Fungi; Basidiomycota; Agaricomycetes; Polyporales; Epitheliaceae
Exons: 4
Coding region: 1-564 (187 amino acids)
Biological process (GO): GPI anchor biosynthetic process
Cellular component (GO): glycosylphosphatidylinositol-N-acetylglucosaminyltransferase (GPI-GnT) complex
Source: RefSeq, a predicted model, not a curated record